Molecule: messenger RNA, 2616 nt
Organism: Zerene cesonia (dogface butterfly)
Lineage: Eukaryota; Metazoa; Arthropoda; Insecta; Lepidoptera; Pieridae
Gene: Dic1
Product: mitochondrial dicarboxylate carrier
Exons: 5
Coding region: 404-1285 (293 amino acids)
Biological process (GO): oxaloacetate transport; succinate transmembrane transport; thiosulfate transport
Molecular function (GO): sulfate transmembrane transporter activity; antiporter activity; oxaloacetate transmembrane transporter activity
Source: RefSeq, a predicted model, not a curated record
ACGUCUAACUACAGGAAAGUGUCAAAAGUAAUAAAUUGAUUUCAAGGUUAAAUCGUUCUAAUAUUUAUAGAAACCAAUGCGGUUUUAUAGUUUUAACUUAAAGAAUUAUGAAUGAAAAGUAAUUUUAAAAUAUAUAUCUGAUUAAUCAAUUCAAGUGUCUUCAUUAAUAUUGUUCGCUGAAAUGUUGAAUGUAUUGUGAUAAUACGAUGAAUUUAUGAAGUUAUUACUUCGAAUGAUAAGUUAGAACUAAGUUAAUAAGUGACUUUGAAAUGAUUUAGUUACAUAAUAACAGCUGUUUAAUUACUAGAUCCGUCAGUUUCACCUUGACGCUCCCCAUGUCAGGACUAUUUUAGUAUUGUUCGAAACACAGAGGAAGAGGGCAUUUAAGCUUUAUAAUUUCAGAAUGAACAUGGAUAAAGAAGUGCGAAUAUCAAAAUGGUACUUUGGUGGCCUGGCAUCUGCGGGAGCGGCUUGUGUGACCCAUCCAUUGGAUUUACUUAAAGUUCAAAUGCAGACCCAAAAAGGGAAAAAUAUAUCCAUGUUUAAACUUACUGGAAUAGUCUUAAGAAAUCAAGGUAUAAUGGGAUUGUAUAAUGGAAUAUCUGCAUCUCUUUUGCGUCAAUUGACAUAUUCAACAGCAAGAUUUGGUAUUUAUGAAGUAGCUAAGCAAAGCUUUGCCCCAAAAGAUGGUAAGGCCAUACCAUUCUACAUGUCUGCCAUACUUGCUGGUCUGGGAGGGUUUGCUGGAGGUUUUGUUGGAAAUCCAGCUGAUUUAGUCAAUGUGAGGAUGCAAAAUGAUGUCAAACUACCUCCAGAACAGAGACGCAAUUAUAAAAAUGCAAUUCAUGGGUUAUACCGUGUGGCUGUACAGGAGGGAGUAUUACGUCUUUGGGCGGGAGCUUCUAUGACUUGCAGUAGAGCGGCUCUUAUGACAAUUGGACAGCUCUCAUUCUAUGAUCUGAUUAAAAGCAUGCUAGUUACCACGCCAUACUUCGGCGAUAAUGUUGCCACACAUGUAACAUCCAGUUUAUUAGCAGGAGCGAUAGCUACAACAAUGACUCAACCAGUUGAUGUUCUGAAGACCAGAGCUAUGAACGCUAAACCAGGCGAAAUAAGCGGCAUAUUAAGCCUCGUCACAAAUACAGCGAAAGAAGGACCUCUUGCAUUCUUUAAAGGAUACAUUCCAGCUUUUGUUAGACUUGCACCACACACUAUUCUUACCUUUGUGUUCUUAGAACAACUUAGAAUGAACUUUGGUGUUAUACAAAUCAAGGUAUUUGAGUAAUAAUUGGCCAAUAAUAUGUCAAUUUAUGUCAGUCAUACAAUUUUAGAAUGAUUAUUUAAUAAUAAUUCAUUUACCUAUUAGAAUAUGAAAAUAUGGCCUUAUUUGUGUUCAGUGUUUGAUGACUAUAUUAACAAGUUAUAUGUUCCUAGUGAGAACUAAAAUGUUUGUAGUGUGUUACUGACUAUAGUAUAUAAAUGAGAUUUUAUGUAGUUAUAUGCAUUUGACUUUACAUAGCCAAUGAAUUCCAAAUAUUGUAAGAUAUUCAAAUUAUUAUAUAUUGGCAUUUAUUUGUAUUUUUAAUAAUACUUUUAUAAUGAUAUUAUUAAAUCAGAAUAUAAUAUAAUAUUUAUAUAUUAAACAAAAAACACUCCAUUAUUACCUAAGGUAAAGAGUUACCAGGCACAAAUGCUUUAUUUUUUAUUGCAAUUUUAUUUUACAUGCUUUUUAAAUAGGUGUUAUAAUUUAGCUCUAAUUUAUAAUUUCAUUCGUAUGUGAUAAUUGUGGGUCUCAAAGACAAUAUAUUAUGGAAUUAUUUUCGUUAUGGGUUUUUAAACAUAAUGUUAUAACUAGGAGUAUUUUCCUUCGAAAACAAUCAAUUACAAAGAUUAAUAGGUCUAAUUUUACAGCAAUUUCCGAGCCUUUUUGAAAAAUAUUUAAGAAAUAUUAUUGUUAUGAAUCUAUAUGAACGGUUUAGUCUAUAUAGGAAAAUGUAGGUCGCUAAGAUUUCAAUUAAAUUAAUUUUGUGCCAAAUAGUUUACACAGUUUUUAAAUGAAAUUUCUACAAUGUAUGUACAACACAAUGUAACAUUCCUUGAUCUAUGUUUCUUGAUGUAUGUAAUGUUUUCCUUCAUUGAUAACAGUGACUUAAAUGUCAAACGAUGUAUUUUUAGGCCUAAACAAGACGGGAAAUAAUAAUUAUAUACAAAAGAUUGAACUGCUAUACACCCGAUUGUUAAAAUCUAAAUAAUCAUGUAAUGCUUUUGUUUUGUUUAUAAGUGUCGGUUUGUUAUUAAUUAAUUCUUCCAUUUGUGUGAUGUUCAGUCAGAUACUCUAAGUAUCAACUUUAAUUUUAUUAAUGUGAAUUUUGACGUAUGUCUUAUUUUAUACUUUAAAUGUAACUUGAAACCAAACGUAAAUUGAAUCGAAACCUUUAUCUUCCAAUUGAUCUUUAACUAUAUCACACACUUUGUAGAUUAUGGAUUUAUAGUUUUAUAGGGAUAGACAUGUUUACUCAAAUGUUUUUAACACUAUAAUGAAUGUUGUAAUGAGUGUAAAUGUAAUCUAGUAGAAAAAUAUUUUUUUUGUGGUACCUAUUAAACACGUUACAAAAA